Rhizophagus irregularis DAOM 181602=DAOM 197198 is the source of this 977-nucleotide messenger RNA. RefSeq lists its product as uncharacterized. The record is from RefSeq and is a predicted model, not a curated record. NCBI's taxonomy places the organism in Eukaryota, Fungi, Glomeromycota, Glomeromycetes, Glomerales, Glomeraceae.
ACGAAUAAUACGAAUAAUAAUAAUAAUUAUAAUAUUACUUUACAAGGUUUAUUAGAAGAUAAUAACGAUGUAUACGUUAUUAGUAAUGAUAAUAAGUAUUAUUAUAGAUUUUUUGAUACUGAAAAUUCUAAUAAUAGUUAUAUUUUAAGUAAAUAUGAAACUCCUUAUUUAAUUAGUGAUUUACGAAAGAGAGAAGAAAAAUUAAUUCAUGUGGAUACAUUAUUUGGAAGUACUAGAAUAGAUUAUAGAAAUAAAAAUGUUAUUAAAUGGAGAAUUGAUAUGCUUAGAAGUCUUAAACUUUCUCAUCCCACUUUAUUAGAUGUAUCUAAUAAUAUAAUUAAUGAAUUGGGUGGUUUCGGAAAUUUUUUGGGUGCUCAUGUUAGAACUGCUGAUGGAAGAUUUAAACAUAAUUUGGAAAAUAUCAUUGAUCAAGUUAUUGAAAAGUUGAAAAAAUAUCAAAAGAUUUCAAAUCAAACGAUAAAUUCGAAUAAUAUUAAAAAUCUAUCUCUUAAUGAUUGUAAAUUAUUGAACAAAAAAAUUAUAUUUAUAGCGACAGAUUCUUCAAAUCCUCAUGUUACAUUAUCAAAAAUCUUUUCAACAUUUUCUUGUGUUUUCACAAUCAAUGAUUUUGAUGAUUUUGUUAAUCCUUUAAUGAAAAUAUCUUAUACUUUUGAUAAAAAUACAAAAAUGUCGAAAUUUUUUUAUCCUUUACUUGAUUUAUUAAUAAUAUCUAAUGGUAUGGAUGUUGUUGUAACUUAUUCAAGUACUUUUUCUGGUUUCGCUAAAUAUUAUCAUGAUGUUUUAGUUUUUGAAAGAGAAUCUCUUAAAAAAAAGAUUAAUAAUAAUAAUAUUACGGAAACUUAGAAUAUUUCUUUUUGGGGUGGUGGGGCCGUGGGGGUUAGAAAAGUGUUAGUAAUUUAUUUAAUAAUUUAUGUAUAAUAUUGUAAAUUGUUUCAUUGUCCGGAGCGUAACGAAGG